Penicillium daleae is the source of this 1167-nucleotide messenger RNA. RefSeq lists its product as uncharacterized. Lineage: Eukaryota; Fungi; Ascomycota; Eurotiomycetes; Eurotiales; Aspergillaceae. The transcript is spliced from 2 exons. The record is from RefSeq and is a predicted model, not a curated record. Bases 1 to 1167 code for a protein of 388 amino acids.
AUGCGGUGCUCCUUCGGUGCCCCGGUGCUGUCGAUGCUGGUGGCCCUUCUCUACCUGAUCCCGAUCGCGAUCGCUUCACCAUUCGCUUUUAACGAGAAUCCGCUCGAGAAGCGAUGCUCAAAUCCCUGUGGAUGGAAUGACCAGCUUUGCUGUAGUGCCAGCCAAGCCUGUACCACGAACUCGCUGAACGAAGCAGUUUGCGUCGACAGCUCGAGCGGUUCAUGGGAGUACUUCACCACCACCAUCAUUGUAACCGAGGUAGACAAGUCCACAAUUACCUCUGUCUGGAGCAGUCAUAUUCAAACAGCCACGGCUACGGCCACGGGAACCUGUCGACUCGAUCUGGGCGAGUCAACCUGCGGGAGUAUCUGUUGCGAUGCCGCACAGGAGUGUCAGGAUGGCGUCUGUGUCGCUGAAAGUUCCUCUGCCGCAGUAACUGGAGCUGAGGCUACCCCCGGUGUUCGAGGAACAAGCAGCGGUGCCAGUACUGUGACGCAGACGUCUGCGCCUACCACGACGGAAGGAUUCAUCGCACCCGUUGGCACCAACGGCGCAGACCUAAUCGGCGCCCAAGCCUCCAGCAGCGGAGGCGGACUCAGUGGUGGUGCAAUUGCCGGAAUAGUCAUUGGUACUAUUGCCGGUGUGUUCUGUCUUCUACUGCUCUGUGCCUGUCUAUGCUUCAAGAGCGCAUUGGACGGCCUCCUCGCAGCUUUGGGCAUCCGCAAACGCCGCAGACAAGAUACCACCGUGAUCGAGGAACGCUAUUCUCACCAUUCGCACGGCAGUCGGCCACCGCCUCCCAGACGCACUUGGUUUGGUACGAGGCCAGCAGCUGAGGGAACGGACAGUGAAGUCAGCGAGAAGAAGUCCAGGUUUAAUUGGGCGAAGCUGGCGAUUAUCCUGGGUGCGUUGGCGCUGUGUCUGGGUCUGAAGAGACGCAGAGACCAGGACCAUGAUGAUGAAUCUAAGACGAGUUAUACGGACCCGAGUUCGUACUAUUACUACUCGGACUACACGCGAACGAAAGCUCUGGCGGACGAACACGAGACACACGACGGUCCCGUCGAUCUCGCAGAAGCUCACGACGUUAAUGAGUAUGCAGAAAAAGAACAAGAGAUCGAAGAACAAUCGUCUAGGUUGCGACCUUCUCCUCUUCUCCUCUGCUGA